Molecule: messenger RNA, 1278 nt
Organism: Penicillium coprophilum
Lineage: Eukaryota; Fungi; Ascomycota; Eurotiomycetes; Eurotiales; Aspergillaceae
Product: MOSC domain protein
Exons: 1
Coding region: 1-1278 (425 amino acids)
Molecular function (GO): catalytic activity; pyridoxal phosphate binding; molybdenum ion binding
Source: RefSeq, a predicted model, not a curated record
AUGUCCAAUGUCAACACUUCCCUUGGAGGGCCUCUCCCCAAUUGGAUUAUAUUCUUUCUGUCUGUUCUUUUUCUUCUGAAAAUCUUGAAGAUACUGAAAACACCAAUCAAUCCCAAAGGGUGUCGCCGUCUAGGACUUCCACCAGGGCAGAGCAAUCUGGACGAUGAAUUCGACUCGAAGUACAGCCGUGGUGUACCCAGCGAUCAAGAUGAUCAUGGUCCAUCAUCUUGGCGCGUGAAAGCACUGUUCAGCUACCCCCUCAAAUCCUGUGGUGCGGUGGAGCUGCAAGUUUCGAAUGUCGUAUCAACCGGGCUUGAAUUCGAUCGACAAUUCGUCUUUGCAGAGCGUGUCAAUGAUGAAUGGAACAUUCGCACCCUGCGUAAUGCAGGCUUCAAUCGCUUAGCCUUGAUCCAUCCUGAGAUUUGGGUUCCCGACCCGUCUGCCUCCGAUUAUGACGCAGAACUGCCAGAAAUCAAAUCGCAGGGUGUGAUGCUGGUAUCGUAUCCCCGAAUGCCGCCAGCAGGAUGGAAGGGUCUGCCCGUCAAGGUCGGUAUGGCGGUCAAGUUCCUCAAAAACCAGCAGACAUUCCAAGUCCCGUUACUUCCACCCGCGGACUCCAACUUCCCAUUGGUCCCAGUCAAGAUUUGGAAAGACAAGCCUCUAGCCUAUGACUACAGCCGACUGCUUCCAGCAUCAUUACACGCAUAUCUAGGGUCCGACCCAUCAAAACACACUCUGGCACUGUUCCGCGCCAGCGCACCCCAUUCACGACAGAUCUUCCGUAACGCACCCCGCAAAGAAGACCUUGGCUUCCAACCAAACACAGCCUUUGCAGAUGCAUAUCCAAUCCACCUCCUCAGCAUCUCCAGUCACCGAGAUGUAGCAGCCCGCUGCGCCUACGCAAUUCCGAGGCUGAGCAUUCGCCGUUUCCGCGCGAACAUCAUCAUCCAAGGCCCGGCUGCUUUUGAGGAAGAUCACUGGAAGCGGCUUGCUAUUGGCGGCACGGAGAUCCACGCUUCUUGUCGGACUGUUCGAUGCCGACUGCCCAAUGUUGAUCCUCUUUCUGGGGAUCGACAUAAGGUCGAGCCGGAUCGGACGCUGAAAUCGUAUCGGCGCAUUGAUGAUGGAGAUCGGACUAACGCGUGUUUAGGUAUGCAGCUUGUUCCUGCAAAGGAGGAGUUUGUGCUUAGGGUUGGGGAUUCUGUUGAGGUUCUUGAGACCGGGGCGCACCAGUAUAUCAAGAUGCUGGCGCCUGGGGAGAAGGUUGAAGGGGUAUAG